AUGGCCUUCGCUGGCGUGUCUCUCAUCGCCGACGGCAGGCUGUGCGCCUCCACCGAGUCCGUCGUCGACUCCGGCGCUGACAGCGGGUAUCACUUGCUCGUUGUUGAAGGCUACUCGCGCACCAAAGAGACAGCUCCCAACGGGGAGUGCAUCCAGUCUCGUCCUUUCAUUGUUGGAGGCCGUCGCUGGAAGGUCGAAUACUUCCCUAAUGGCUUUGACAGGAGUAACGAAGACUUCAUCUCGGUUUUCCUUGUCCAGGACGAAUAUCUCAGGAACCAAGUUCAGGCUCACGUUGCCUUCAGUUUCAUUGACCAACCUGAGUUGCGAGUACCAAAGCUCAUCCGUCAAAAGCAACCAUGUUGCUUCUAUGGUGACCACAGUCUUAGUGAUCAGCCAGGAGGAUUUGUGACAAGGGGGGCUUUCGAAAGAUCAAGCCACCUCAAGAAUGACAGCUUUGUACUACGGUGUGAUGUUGUUGUCCUCGACAAGAAGGACGACGAGAGCGAUGAGGAAGAGGAGGAGGAGGAGGAGGACGACGACGAGCUUGCUCGUCCGUUCAUCAAAUUGCCACCGUCCGACUUGCCAAGCCAUUUUAGCGACCUGUUCCUAAGCAAGGAGGGUGCCGACAUUACGUUCGAGGUUGGCGGCAAGGAGUUUGCUGCACAUCGGUGCGUGCUUGCAGCCAGAUGUACCUUCUUCAAAACACAGCUCUUUGGCGCCAUGGACAAGGGCGCUACUGCACCAAGUGUCGAGAAGAUAGAUGGCAUCGAAGCGAAUGUCUUCAAGGGCCUGCUUACUUUAAUCUACACUGACGGAAUGCCUGAUUUCAAGGACCCAAGCUUGCUGCUGCAGUUGCUUGAAGCUGCGGAAAGAUACGAUCUCCAAAAGUUGAAGUUGAUCUGUGAAGAGAAGUUUGCCAAUCUGAUAUGCAAAAACAGGAUUGCACAAGUUAUUGUCGUGGCUGAGCGGAGACGGUGCUGCUGGUUGAAGGAGGCCUGCUUGGAAUUCAUCAAAACUCACACGAGUUUGCAUAGAGUUUUUACGGCCGAUGGCCUGGAGCAGAUAAUCAGGACCUGCCGCCCCUCCGUUCUCAAGGAGCUCAUCUCCAAGUUUGCUUCACAAGAAGGGGCAGCGGUGGGUGCUGUUGUGGAAGGGGCAAAUGAUACUGGCACAAGUGGCCAAGCUGAAGACGGAGGCGAACGUGAUGCUGGAUCGAAGAAGCGUAAGAUGGAUGCGGCAUAG
Triticum aestivum (bread wheat) is the source of this 1242-nucleotide messenger RNA. Its product is annotated as BTB/POZ and MATH domain-containing protein 2-like. The transcript has 2 exons. Gene Ontology annotation, molecular function: protein binding. Bases 1 to 1242 code for a protein of 413 amino acids. Gene Ontology annotation, biological process: protein ubiquitination. Lineage: Eukaryota; Viridiplantae; Streptophyta; Magnoliopsida; Poales; Poaceae. The record is from RefSeq and is a predicted model, not a curated record.